UCAAUGCCAUACCAAACUGUUACUAUCCCCAAAUUAAGCUAAUGAGUACCAAACUACCCAAACAAAAAUCACUUGCAGAAAACCACACCACCAGGAGACAGCUCUCUUCAAUCACAGAGGCCAAGCACAGGCAUUCCCCACCAAUUCAGUAAUGGCCACCACCGUCCCAGUUUUUGCUUUGUUUCUAUCUCUUCUCAUUCUCCCAACCCUCCCAACCCUUUGUUCUUCACAAUCCGAUGCUGAUUCCCUUUCGAAGUUCAAGAAAUCAUUGAAAAAUGGCGAUUCCAAGUUGAAAAAUUGGGUUCCAGGUUCAUCACCUUGUAGGAAAAAAUGGAUUGGUGUUAUGUGUGAUGGGGAAACCAUAAUUGGUCUUCAUUUAACGAGUUUGGGUCUUUCUGGUUCGGUUGAUGUUGAAUCUUUGCUUAAACUUCGUAGUUUAAGGACCAUUAGUUUGGUGAAGAACAUGUUUGAAGGAUCGAUCCCAGAGUUGAAUAAACUCGGUGCUUUAAGAGCUAUUUAUUUAUCGAACAAUCAAUUCACCGGUGAGAUACCAAAUGACUAUUUUGAAUCAAUGGGAUCGUUGAAAAAAGUAUGGUUGAAUCAAAACAAAUUCAGUGGUAAAAUUCCAGAUUCGUUGAUGCAAUUACAGAAUCUCGUGGAAUUACAUUUAGAAGGGAAUCGAUUUUCCGGGAAAAUCCCGUCGUUAAAAUACCCAAAUGUUAUGAAAUCACUUGAUUUAAAAGGUAAUAAACUCGAUGGCAAAAUCCCAGAAAGUUUUUCGAAAUUUAAUGCUUCUGUAUUUGAAGGUAACAAUGAACUUUGUGGGAAACCAUUAGAGAAACAUUGUGAUACAGCUGAUUCAAGAAAAGUUCAACAAGAAAAUGAAAAACAAGAAGAACCAGAUUCACCACCACCAUCAUCAUCACAAUCAAAUGCCACGGUGGUUAUCUCCGCCGUGACACUGGUGGUGGUGGUGUUUUUCGUGGUGGUCGCCAUUAUUUCAACGAAUCGUGAAGAUGAGUUAACGAACCACCAUAGUUCUAGUAGGGAACCAUUAAGGCAAGGUAACAACUUACCUGAGUCAACUAGGCAAAAGCCAUUGGAAUCGAGCCGAAAGAGUGGUCCUGAAGGGAAAAUCAAACGUGGGUCGUCACAAAAAGGGAAUAAAAAUGGGAUGGCUGAUUUGGUAGUGGUGAAUGAAGAAAAGGGUAGUUUUGGGUUACAAGAUUUGAUGAAAGCGGCGGCGGAAGUGUUGGGGAGCGGUGGAUUGGGGUCGGCUUAUAAGGCGGUGAUGGGGAAUGGAGUGGCGGUGGUGGUGAAAAGGAUGAGGGAGAUGAAUAGGUUAGGGAAAGAUGGAUUUGAAACUGAAAUGCAAAGAUUUGGGGCUCUUAAACAUCCUAAUGUGUUGACGCCAUUAGCGUACCAUUUUAGAAGAGAAGAGAAGCUUAUUGUUUCACAGUACAUGCCUUCUGGUAGCUUGUUAUACGCUUUGCAUGGUGAUCGAGGGGUGUUUCAUGCAAAAUUAAACUGGUCCAAUCGUUUGAAAAUCAUAAAGGGAAUAGCUCAAGGACUUGGUUACAUUCACACACAAUUAAAAAUCUACGACGUCCCCCAUGGUAACCUUAAAGCCAGUAAUGUCCUUUUAACCGAAACCUACGAACCCAUGCUAAGUGAUUAUGGUUUCUACUCUUUGAUUGAUUCCGACAAAGUCACCCAAGUGUUAUUUGCUUAUAAGUCCCCCGAAUAUCUUCAAUCCCAAAAAAUUUCCCCCAAAUCCGACAUCUAUUGUCUCGGCAUCGUCCUCCUCGAAAUCGUCACGGGCAAGUUCCCUUCACAAUACUUAAACACUUGUAAUGGCGGGAUCGAUAUUGUGCAAUGGGCGCAAUCAUCAAUAUCUGAGGACCGUGUUGAAGAACUGGUCGAUCCUGAGAUAUUGUCCACUUCUUCGGAUUCAAUUAAUCAAGUGGUGAGUAUCAUUCGAAUUGGAGUUGCUUGUGUUGAAAGCAAUCCCGAUCAACGGUUAACCAUGAACGAAGUUAUUUGUAAGAUACUAGAAGUUAAUUGA
This is a messenger RNA of Gossypium raimondii (Peruvian cotton), 2065 nucleotides long. Its product is annotated as pollen receptor-like kinase 3. Bases 152 to 2065 code for a protein of 637 amino acids. The transcript has 2 exons. NCBI's taxonomy places the organism in Eukaryota, Viridiplantae, Streptophyta, Magnoliopsida, Malvales, Malvaceae. Gene Ontology annotation, biological process: protein phosphorylation. Gene Ontology annotation, molecular function: ATP binding; protein kinase activity; protein binding. The record is from RefSeq and is a predicted model, not a curated record.